Molecule: messenger RNA, 388 nt
Organism: Aspergillus heteromorphus CBS 117.55
Lineage: Eukaryota; Fungi; Ascomycota; Eurotiomycetes; Eurotiales; Aspergillaceae
Exons: 1
Coding region: 103-345 (80 amino acids)
Source: RefSeq, a predicted model, not a curated record
GUCAAUAUUUAAUUGCGUUUGCAAAUCAUCGCCCGCAAGAAUCCACGGUUAGCCCUGACGUGCCUGGUUGACCCCACUGCUGCCCAGUAUUUGGGAGUGGUCAUGGAAGCGUCUAGUCUUGUUUGGAGCGGUCCACGGAUAUAUACUUUUGAAGUAUGGGGUCCCUCGCGGUCGUGUUGCAAUCUAACUGGACGGGCAACCUCAGACAGGCACCCGAGGUCAUUUUUUAGAGAGAUGUCUAUCCAUCUCUAUCUACUUAUUUCCUUGACCGUGGACGGAUGGGGUGCAUAUGAUCCAUACAGACGGAAGCCGCCGCGAUGCAGCAUUGAGUUGUGGUGGUGUUAGUAUGCGGUCACACCGCUGAUUCAACAUUGGUUGUUUAAUUGGC